This is a messenger RNA of Austrofundulus limnaeus, 636 nucleotides long. Its product is annotated as checkpoint protein HUS1. NCBI's taxonomy places the organism in Eukaryota, Metazoa, Chordata, Actinopteri, Cyprinodontiformes, Rivulidae. Gene Ontology annotation, cellular component: site of double-strand break; checkpoint clamp complex. Gene Ontology annotation, biological process: meiotic DNA integrity checkpoint signaling; mitotic intra-S DNA damage checkpoint signaling; double-strand break repair via homologous recombination. The record is from RefSeq and is a predicted model, not a curated record.
GUCAGUAUCUACCUGCCUCCUCUGAAGACCAUGAAGAACGUGGUGGACAGGAUGAAGAACCUGUCUAACUUCCUGGUGAUGGAGGCCAACAUGAACGGAGACAUGAACCUGAAGAUCCAGACAGAUCUGGUUUCUGUCACCACCCACUUCAGAGACCUGGGAAACCCUCCGUGGGGUGGGGACGCCUCUCAGGACGGGGCUGCGUCUCAGAGCAGGGACCCAGAGGACAUGGCGGAGGUCCGGGUGGACAUCAGGAAGCUGCAGCAGUUCCUGGUGGGACAGCAGGUCAACCCCAGCAGGGCCAUGUGCAGUAAGUCCCCCACAGGUGGUCCGAGGUGGUCCUGCUCACCUGGAGAACACCUGAACAACCUGGUGCAUUCUGGGAAAUGUAGUUUAGAUCUCAGCUCCGAACCAGUUCAAAACUGUUUCAGGUUAAAAGUUAAUCUGUCACUUUUAUCUACAGUAAAUCUGAAUUAUUACAAAUAUUUAAUAUUUAUUAAACUAAAAAAUCAUUUAGUUUGUCUGCUGAUCCAGAAAAAUGUCUUCAGAUGUUUUCAUCUGUUUCACAUCCUGGUAGAAAAAUAAUAACUUGUCUUUAUUUAGUUCCUAAACUUUAAGUCAAAGCUGCGUUCACUG